Dibothriocephalus latus is the source of this 186-nucleotide messenger RNA. Lineage: Eukaryota; Metazoa; Platyhelminthes; Cestoda; Diphyllobothriidea; Diphyllobothriidae. The record is from the annotation of a GenBank genome assembly.
AUGUGUUGGCAGAUUAUGCACAACUGUCUGCCUCUCAAAGCGCCACUCUCUCCUUCUUUCCUCAGAUGCAUCUUCGAUUACUUAGACAUCCACUCCGCGGACGAGAAGGAGCAACAACGUUUCUGCGGCAAGGAGAUUCCCGGCUAUCCCAUUGUCAUCCACAGCUCCAGCGCAGAGGUGGGAUUC